Molecule: messenger RNA, 1353 nt
Organism: Diatraea saccharalis (sugarcane borer)
Lineage: Eukaryota; Metazoa; Arthropoda; Insecta; Lepidoptera; Crambidae
Source: the annotation of a GenBank genome assembly
AUGCAUCAUUCUCCUCAAACCCUUCGAGGAAAUAACGAAAAUCACGAGCUCAGGUUUAUCGUGCAUUUCAGAAGUUAUACCGCAUGUGGCGGUUUUGAUGAGGUUCAAGACCAAUUUUUUGGGGUAACACAAGCAGAAAAGGCUCGCCAAAGCCUCUUAUUGGAGGGUCUAAAACUGAGUUGCAGUGAAGAGGAUGCAUCCAGCAGUGAAGGCGAUUCACCUCCAAUGAAGAAAAGAGCAGGCAAUGGCAUGAGUGUUCAUGAAUCAUUUUGGGACUGUUUUAAUGAAGUUGCCAAAGAUAACAAUCAAACUGAAGACUCUGAUAAUAGUGCUAUAGCCAAUGAACUUGACUUUUUCUUAAAAAUGCUUUACGAUCUUGAAUGUGCAAAUGUCUCAGAGCAGCGUUUCUAUAAUACUCUUACGAAGGAACACAGAGAGGCCUGGAGAUGCGUUUUGUGCAAGAGCCGGCAUCCCAAAGCUGAUAACAGCAAUACUCCAGUUCGAGGCGGCGCUGAUGGUAUCACAAUUCAACGUGGAGCCGCUGUUAGGAGCCCUACACAAUUAAAUAUGUCUAUUGUGGAGCAGCCCUCUUCUCUCAACGAUACUGCUCACAAUAUGACUAUAGAAGUGAGCGACUUCCAGGCUUUUGUGAUGGAGAUGCGCUCGUUUAGGCAGGAGAUGCUGGAAGAAUUAAGAUCGAACCGGUUGAAAAUUGAACAGCUCGGCGAGACUGUCAUCUCACUCUCGGACAAAAUCAUAGAAUCAUCUGUCGAGAGCUUGAAGGUGGAAUUGAAUGAUCGCGACCAAGAUCUGCUUUUAAACGACGUCGAAAUAUCUUGUAUCCAAGAACAAAGGGGCGAGGGAUUGCUCCAUGUGGUCACCGUUUUGGCGGGAAAACUAGGAGUAAACUUGGCAGCCCAGGACGUCGUAUGUGCCACACGUGUCGGUCGUGCACCUGAAUCGGGGGAGGCAGAAAAAUCACUAACAUCCCGCCCGCGACCCAUCGUCGUUCGUCUGGCGCGUCGCGUUGUACGAGACGAGCUGCUGCAAGCGGCGCGCGUCCGUCGCGGCGCCACCACAGACGGUACAGGGCUGCCAGGAACACCACGCCGCUUUUACGUUAAUGAAAGAUUGACGAAGGUAAACAGGCAUCUCUUCCGACGGAUGCGGGAAUUAUGUGGUAGGUUAAACUGGCGAUACGUCUGGACGAAGGAUGGCCGCAUAUUUGUACGUCAAUUUCAAGGCAGGGAGGCUCCGCGACUACGUAUACGGGUGGAAUCUGAUCUCGUGCGGGUUUUUGGCCGGGAGGCUGUUAGUGCUACAAGUAAGAAUGAACCUUUUAAGACAUCUUAG